AGAGGAGGAAGAGGAAGAGGACGAGGAAGAAGAGAGGAGCAUAGGUAGCAGUGGCAGCAUCGAGGCACCCGAGGUGUCGAACUGUUUGACAGGCGGUCGAACGCUUUUCUUUCUCUCUCACACUAUCGUCUGCGGUGACGCGAUUCGUAUUGUUCGACGACAACGGCGGCGGUGUGGUGUGCCGUACACGAGAGGUCUGUCCGCCGUUCGAAGAGGAAAAACGAACGUGAAAACAACCGGGAGUGGUGUGUAUUCAGUGCCGGCUGAAUCGGCGUCCGCGCCCCGACGCCGCAGUUGACGUACGACGAUUCACUGGAUUUCCUAACAACGCCUCCACGGUAUUCAACGGAUCGCCUCCAAGAUAGCCUCGACUACUGGAUAGUGCGUGGAAAACAGUGUGUGCAGUUCAAUUUCUCGUUCGAGUUGUCGGUGUACCACGGGGUUAACGGUGAAUCUCUCGGAGGUGACGCGCCGUGCCGAGGGUACCUUGGAGACGGUGGAGAGUUUCGGUGUAGGGUACGGCCAGGGAGCAGGCACGAGCACAGGCGACUGGAUGAAACCACCGCGGGAUCUUUUUCUUUAUUGCGACAUGAAGGAUUUGGGGCCCGACAUGCUCGCUCCCUCGGCAAAAAAGCUCUGGGGCGUGGACGAGGGUGGCUCCAAGGACGAAGGGGGUGUAAAAGGUGGUGGGAUACUUCACCUGGGCGACCACCAGAUGUGGCGAGAUUCUACCUGGAGCACCUCAGAUCAUGCCGUUUCACAACCAAUAUCCAUGGGCACAGGUAGACGUGUGGGUGUUGGGACUGGUUAUCACCAUCAAACAUCUGAAGUUGGGACAGUCCUCAGCCCUAGAAGCAGCGAAACUGGCGGUCUGGGGGUUAAAAUGGUCGAGUACGUCCUUGGAUCAAGUCCUACGACACCUAAAGAUUUGGAACCCAGAAUGGUUUCUUUGAGAUUGAACACCGAUUCAGAUAAGAAGGAAAAAGAGAAGGGCUCGGCAAGUCCUUUCGACAGUUCUAAAGACGAUACAGGACCACAGAACAACGGAUUAGCGUCUCAAAAUGGUCUCGACGACGACAAAGGAUUCAAUCGUACGCCAGGUAGUCGUCAACCCUCGCCAGGCGAAGAAGAGUUCCAAAAGAAUGCAGCAGCGACCCUGGCUGUGAGCGCUGGCGGUGGCGGGGUCGUGCUGCUAAAACCCGGGGUCGACGUGGUCGGAAGCGAGGAACAUUUCAUGGCUGCUUUCGCCCCGGCGCCGCCUCAUCAUUUGCAACAUCAUCAGGCACCACCAACGCAUCAUCUUCAGCAUCCGCAUUCUCAUGCCGCCCAGCUCUUUGGUGCACAGGCACCUCCGCCCCCGCAGGGUCCUCCGCCAUCGCAGCAACAGCAACAGCAACAGGGACCCCCUCAGCCUCAAGACACAACCACUCACUUUGAUGUACAGCAACUGUUUCGUAGUCAGCCGCAAGGUGCGACGCCACAGCAACUACAGUUGCUACAACAGCAGCAGCAGCAACAGCAACAACAAUACUUGGCCGCAUCGCAGGCUCAACAGCAACAGCAGCAGCAACAGCAACAAAACUUUCCCACGGCACCUUAUACCGUGAUCAGCGGGCAAGAACCAUACGUCGGUGCAUUGAUAGCUGGAGCACCACCUCCAGUGGUACCACAGUAUUAUGGAGUCGCGCCAUGGGUUUAUCCAGCCGGAUUGUUGCCCCAAGCACCACCUCAGGCUGCGGCUCCACCGCCACCCAGGCGACCACUGACACCAUCCUCGGCUGCUGCGGCAGCAGCCGCCGCCCAAGACACUGCAAAUAAUUUGGCACAGACGGUUCAAGGCCAAUAUCAGGUGAUACCAGCGUAUUACGAUCAAAAUGGUUCCAUAGUGAUGGGAGGGGUGCGUGGUCUGAGCUCCGCAGCAACCCCCAUGAGAUUAGUCAGUCCAGCGCCAGUUUUGGUAAACAGAGCUCCGUCACAACCACCACCGGGACCACCGGCUCCUCCACCACCGAGUCUUUAUUCACAGCCGACACCUACGUCCCAUAGUAAUGCGACACCCGGCGAAUGUUUGGGUCUGGCGGCGUGCAGUGCUGCAGCGGUGGUAGCUGCACAAGCUCAAGCGGUCGCGGUGCAGCAGGCUCAGCAACAAGGAUCAGGACUAGCCGCGGGUUUAGCGGCUCUAGGAUACGGAGGCUCUCCUCUGGGAGCACUGGGAUCACCUGCUCAGCUUCAGAGCACAGGUCUUGGUCUUGGAGCUUCGUCGACUGCCCGAAGAGACUCGUUUGAUAGAAACACCUCGGCUUUCAGUCCCAGUUUGGAAUACAGCCGGGCUAAGUGGCCUCAAAGUUACGGAGCUCUUGGGACGGUAACGGCAUCACCGAGCCCAUUAGGAUUAUCCUUAACACCACCUCCAACUUUGGGAGGGUCUUUAGGCGGAUUGGUCGGCGGGGCUAGUCGCGUGUCUGCUGCUCCUGGCGCCGAAGCCAAAUUCCGUGCCAGCGCAGUUCCAGCUCUAACAGCUAAUGGAGUUUUUGGCUCUAGUAGUUCUCUUUUCCCUAACCUGGUAGGGAAACCUGGCCGCGGUGGUACAACUAGCAUCGGCGACAAAAAUGCCGGAGGACGAUCGCGUUUAUUGGAAGAUUUCAGAAAUAACCGAUUCCCGAGUCUUCAGCUACGCGAUUUGACCAAUCACAUAGUCGAGUUCAGCCAAGAUCAGCAUGGCUCUCGUUUCAUUCAGCAGAAAUUAGAACGUGCUUCAGCCAGCGAGAAGCAACUCGUGUUUCAAGAGAUUCUCACAUCUGCUUAUUCAUUGAUGACAGACGUAUUUGGGAAUUACGUUAUUCAAAAAUUCUUCGAGUUUGGCACACCGGAACAAAAGUCUACUCUGGCUCAAAAAGUGCGAGGACACGUACUGCCUUUGGCACUGCAGAUGUACGGCUGUAGAGUGAUUCAGAAGGCUCUCGAAUCGAUCGGACCUGAACAGCAACAAGAGAUUGUACGAGAACUGGAUGGGCACGUUUUGAAAUGCGUUAAAGAUCAGAAUGGUAAUCACGUCGUGCAAAAAUGCAUCGAGUGUGUUGAACCACGAGCAUUGCAAUUCGUCAUCGGAGCAUUCGCUGGACAAGUUUACUCGUUGAGCACUCAUCCUUACGGUUGUAGAGUGAUCCAACGUAUUUUAGAACAUUGCACUCCUGAACAAACUCAGGGCAUCCUUCAGGAGCUACAUGCUGCCACUGAUCAACUCAUUCAGGAUCAGUAUGGCAAUUACGUUAUCCAGCAUGUACUUGAACACGGAAAACCGGAGGACAAGACACAAUUAAUCAGCAGCGUUAGGGGUAAAGUACUUACACUUUCUCAACACAAAUUCGCAAGCAAUGUUGUUGAAAAAUGUGUAACUCAUGCUACGAGACAAGAACGUGCUGUACUCAUUGAAGAAGUAUGCGGCUUUAACGAUAACGCACUAAACGUAAUGAUGAAGGAUCAGUAUGCCAACUACGUGGUGCAAAAGAUGAUCGACGUGGCGGAACCAGCCCAGCGUAAAGUAUUGAUGCACAAGAUCCGCCCACAUUUAGGUAGCUUGCGCAAGUACACCUAUGGCAAGCACAUCAUUGUCAAACUAGAGAAGUUCUUCAUGAAAACCGCGUCCGCGAUGGGAGUGACAACACCUGCUGGUGCUUCAAGCGGUGGAGGCGAUCUUGGUCCGAUCGGACCGCCUGCUUCUGCUGCUGGUCCCGUUUCUACGCCAGCUCAGCAGCCAACGCAGGUUUUGUAAAAUGCGUACGAUUUUCGUGGAAAGUAACAACUUCAAAGAUGAUCGUACGAUUUAAAAAAAGAAAAAAAAUCAAGCAAACGCGUAUCAAGACCUACGUAAUAUUUAUUGCAACGUAUCUAUCACCAUUAAUUUAAUAGACGAAGAAGAAAAAAAGAGGAUGCAUUUUAGCGUGCCGUAUGUAUCUCGUUGUCCCUUCUUCGAGAUCGUGAAACCGAAAGGAAGGAAGUAAACCAAAUUUCAGAUAAAAGGGGAAAGAACUAUUAAAAAAUGGAAGAAACGAUUUUUCUUAUUUUUGCAAAACUGUGAACAAAAGGGAAACCGGCGAUUUGUAUAGAAAACGUAACAAAGAAGAGGGACAACGCGAGAUCACGGUGUGAGGAAAGCAAACAAAAAAAAAAAAUAUUUCAAGGUCAAAUGUGUGUCGGAAAAAUCAAUUUUUGUAGAAAUAACGUUAGAGGUGCAGUGGCAUUUUUUUUCUAUUAGUAAUCGUCUAACGUGCUGCCGAGUUAAUAUACUACUGAUAGUGAUUCGUAUUGAAAAUAACGCAAAGAAAGUUGCACCACGAUAUUAACACUUCGAAAACCAACGUUCCUUCGUUAAGGUUGGGACGAGCUUUUUAAGCAGUUGUAAAAGAAACUGUAGUGCUGAGAUGGCUAAUUGUCUUUUAACGUCAUUCAUUUGAUCGAUAAGUUUUCAGCCGCAUUUCCUGUACUCGCUAACAGAGACAUCUUUUGAAAUUUCUCAAAUAGACCAACCCUUCUCUAUCCGAUUCUAAUUAUCCUUGUACUUAAAACAUCUGUCAUAAUCUUUUUACAGAUAUUUGUAGGUGCAAGAACAAUUAGAAUCAAACUAGAGGAUUAAGAAGGAGAAACGGAGAACGCAAUGACUCUAUAUAAUUUUAGAAGAUUUGUUUAGCAGCAAGUACACGAAAUGCCACGGUACCAUUUUCUUUUCUCCUGCCAUUUUUAACAUGGUCUCUAAUCCUCCUACACAUUUUCCUUAUUGUAAAAUACGAAACAUUCAUUUUUGACAAAAGAGACGCUCUAAAAGAAAGAAAUCGUUUAUAUUCGGGUUCAUCUAAAUUAUCCGCCCCUUCUCGAUCAAACCGUAUAUAUAUAUAUAAUAACCAAACACCCCUCCUUUUCUCAUUUUAAAUAAUCAUAGACCACACAUGGUGAUUAUUUAAACAUAACCCAUUGUAUAUUGUAUAAAUGAUAACGUGUUCUUUGGAGGAUAGAGAAACUCGAAGAACACGUAUGUAUCUAUAUAUCUUUUUCGCGUCAUUUUUCCACUCUGACCUUUUACACGUUCACGCAUUAAGAAACGUAUACACACGUACACGCAUACACACGCAUUGAGUAUUUCGAUUGUAUUUAUAAUACCGAUCACGUAAGACGGUUGGAAAGAGCACCUCUCAGCUGUUUUCAAUAACACUGCACUUGUAUCUUUUGUCGGAAUUCCGAAAAGCUAUGGCAAGAGAAAGGACACGCAUCCCUUGUUUCCUCGAAUCUUUUUCUUCUUUUCUUUUUUUUUAAUUUUCACUUUAGUUUGCUUUCGGUUAGCUUCGUUCAUAUCGUGCAUGCAUCGUUAUUUUUCUUUUUUUUUUUUUAACGUUCCUAAUUUCCCGUCUGUAAUUAUAUGUAUCUGUACGCACGAUGAAACCGCGUUAUCGAUUCCAUCGUGUCUCCGAAAGACGCUCUUCUUUUUUUUUCAAAUGUUUCAUCGUAAACAAUCUUUUUCUUUUCUUUUGUUCUUUUAAUCCUUUUCAGGCAACGUUUAUACGUUUCCUGGUAAAUAGGAUUUUGUGUUCGUUCAAGACGUAUCCUUUGAGGGGAAAGAAAGAAACAAAAAGAGAGAGGUUGAGGUCACAAAGAGAGAAGGCAGUGUUUCGUUGUUGGAAUUAUUUCCAUUGCGAAGAAUUCUGAGAACGAAGCAAGAACAGCAGCGUUUUCGAAGCAGAACGUUACAUCGAAAUUGCUUCACGAGUUGUGUGUGUAUAUAUAUAUUAAUAAUUAUUCUUUGUCGAGACGUUCCCUCGAUGAUUGUACAAAAUCUCGCCAAGUUUUUUAAAUUCGACGCUCGUACGCGCGACACAUUUUCUCUCAAUUUGUGUUUCAAAUACAGACACAAAAAAAAACACACACACACAUUAAGUACUGAAAUCCAGAGAAAGUAGUUGGUUGCGUGUUGCCAGAUUCUCGUAUGACCGAAUAGGUAAUGAUAAGAUCGAAUUGUAUUUUAACCGUGUACAAUGUAUAAUAUUUUGUUAACUUAGGUGUUAAAUAUGUAGAAUUCUAAACAAACAAAGAAACAAACAAAGAGAGGAACGAGAAAAGAAAAGAAAGAAAGGGACAGCCGUAAAUGCAACACGAGGUCCUCACGUUGCGCGCGAUUUUGUACAAACAAACGAAUAAAAAGAAAGAAGGAAGGCAAAAAACGAGCAAAAAAGGAAAAAGAAGAGGAAGAACAUAUAUAUUAUAGCAGAUUUCUUUGUAAGAUAUUGUAAAUAACGAUUUAUUAACGAAAUUGACAAAUUCUUAGGUAAUCCUUUCUCUCUUUCUCUUUCUUUUUCUCGCGGGGAUUAUUUGCCGUUAGUGACGCGACCGAGUUACAACUAGGAACAAUAAUGAAAACUAAAGAUAAAGAAAUGUUUAUGAGGGAAAAAUGCGUAAAACGCAAUUUCUAUCGGGUUUCAAGGAAUUUUUUUUUUUUUUUUUUUUUUUAAUUUUUCUCAAUCGUACCCGACUUGAUUGUUUGAUAAAUUAAGUACUGGUACUCGUGGAGAUACGAUGAUAACGUAUGCGGUUGACUAUUUAUUUCCUCGUCCACAUGGAUUCGAUCUUGAAUUUAUAGGAAAUCGCUGAGAGGAGGCUGCUCAUUUUUUUUUUUGGAGCCGUGAAAACAGGGGAAAAAAAAGAAAGAAGGAAAGAGUCGAUAUGUAUGAUAUAACGAGUGAUUAACGCAAGGAAGGAAGAAAGAAAGAAAGAAAGAAAUUCAAUAUAAAUACAGACAGAGACAUUCCAACCGCCACCUUUUUUUUCACACUCCCUCCCCCUCAGUCGACAGGAUAUAUAUACUCGCUGUUAAAAAACCGCGGAUUACGUGAAUAUACCACGUUGUUUAACUGAUAUUUAAAUAAUAAGGAACGAUGAUAGUGUUCCAUUCAUCUCUGUAAAUUGCGCGCAUCAUUUGUAAAUUAAACGUCGGAAUUAAACCAUCCCCCUCAUUUUUGUAAUAGAAAGCAUCGAUAUAUCACCCCUGUCGAGUUUAGCAAGGUUUAACAUUGAUAUGGAAAUGAAGAAAAAAAAAGAAAAAAAAAA
Messenger RNA from Osmia lignaria (orchard mason bee), 7092 nucleotides. It is a transcript of the gene pum, whose product is annotated as pumilio. Gene Ontology annotation, biological process: post-transcriptional regulation of gene expression. Gene Ontology annotation, molecular function: mRNA 3'-UTR binding. Gene Ontology annotation, cellular component: cytoplasm; nucleus. NCBI's taxonomy places the organism in Eukaryota, Metazoa, Arthropoda, Insecta, Hymenoptera, Megachilidae. The record is from RefSeq and is a predicted model, not a curated record.